AUUGUUUACACCUCAAAAAAUUCGAAAACUUAUAAAAAUUACAGAAUUUGAUUAAUUAUAGUUAUUUCGAGCAGCUUAAAUCAGUUUUUAAGCAUCAUGCUGUCAACACAGUCCACUGCAGGUGCGAUUCCAGUAAAAAAUGAGAAGGGUGAAAUAUCUAUGCAAAAGGUAAAAGUCCAUCGAUAUAUAUCAGGAAAGAAGCCACAGUAUGCAAAAAAUGUAUCGAGUGAAGAAAGUUCUGAAGAGGAAGACUUUAUUGACAAUAAAAAGUCUAUUGUAAUUAAUAAAGUUAAGGAAUUGGGAAAUCAACAUCAGGAAGAUGUAAAAAGUGACGAUGAUUCAGAAGCAGAAAUCGAUGAUCCAAGAUUAAGGAGAUUACAAGCAGCUAGUCGUUAUGAUGAUCCAGACGAAAGAUUAGAAAGACAUAAACGAUUUGUUCAUAAACCACAACGUGUGGACAGUUCAAGCUCAUCGUCAUCUGAUGAUGAGGAACAAGAAAGAAAUGAAAUUCAAUAUGAUUCAAGUAAUGAGGUUCGUAGGACUAGACGAUUCUCAAUUCAAUCAGAAAGUGAGUCUGAUUCGGAUGCAAGUGAUGCUGAAAUUGAAAGACGUCGUCAAAUGCUUAGACAAAAGGUAUUACAACAAAAACGCGAAGAAGAAGUCUUAACAAAAGAGGCCGAACAAAAGUCAGAAUCAUCUAGCAGUGAAACAUCAGAGUACGAAGAAGGAUCAGAAAGUGAAGCGGAAAAUGAGCCACGAAUAAAGCCCCAAUUUGUUCGAAAAACUGAUCGUACAACUAUAAUUGAAAAGGAAAAAGAUUUAAUAAAGCAAAAGCAGAUGGAACAAGAAGCAAAAAGGCAGGCAAAAGAACGUCGGAGAUAUACAUUAAAGAUGGUGGAAGAGAGCAUCAAAAAUGAUUUGGAAAGUCAAAAGGCUGAAAAGGAUCCGCACAUUAACGAUGUUAAGACGGAUGAUGAAAAUGACGAGUUGGAAUAUGAAGCAUGGAAAUUGCGUGAAUUAAAACGCAUUAAGCGUGAACGUGAUGAAAGAGAGCAAACUGAGAAGGAACGGGAAGAAAUAGACCGACUUAGAAACAUGACAGAAGAGGAAAGACGAAAGGAGCUACAAAUUAAUCCAAAAGAAGUUACAAACAAGACAUCCAAAGGAAAAUACAAGUUCCUACAGAAAUAUUAUCACAGAGGUGCUUUCUAUCUCGAUAGAGAAGAAAAUGUCCUUACACAAGAUUUCUCAUCGCCUACACUUGAGGAUCAUUUCGAUAAAACUUUAUUGCCCAAAGUUAUGCAAGUUAAAAAUUUUGGUCGUUGUGGACGUACAAAAUAUACGCAUUUGGUUGAUCAAGAUACGACAAAAUUCGAUAGUCCAUGGAUGGCUGAAACCUCAAAUAAUAUUAAUUUCAUACAAUCGAAAGCUGCAGGCAUGAAACAAACAUUUGAUCGACCAACAUAUAAGCGCGAGAAGAAUAAAAAGGAUUAAUGAUGUGUGAUGUGUAUAAGCAUAAUAUUUAGCAUUAUGAAUAAAUCCGAUAAUAUUUUCAACUUGUAAAAUUGAAUAUAUUCUGUGCUUUAUUUUAUUAAAUUUAAAGCUUUUUCAAGUGGAUUACUUCCUGACCGGAGGCUUUCCACAAAAAAAAAAUGGAAAUAAAUUAUGAAAUAGGGAGCAUGCUGACUCCAUAAAUUUUGCAUACAAAACAAUUUUUGCUUUAUGCGAUAA
Molecule: messenger RNA, 1731 nt
Organism: Chironomus riparius
Lineage: Eukaryota; Metazoa; Arthropoda; Insecta; Diptera; Chironomidae
Source: the annotation of a GenBank genome assembly